This is a messenger RNA of Beta vulgaris subsp. vulgaris (sugar beet), 2018 nucleotides long. RefSeq names its product protein NRT1/ PTR FAMILY 6.1. The record is from RefSeq and is a predicted model, not a curated record. Lineage: Eukaryota; Viridiplantae; Streptophyta; Magnoliopsida; Caryophyllales; Amaranthaceae. Bases 1 to 1899 code for a protein of 632 amino acids. Gene Ontology annotation, cellular component: membrane. The transcript is spliced from 4 exons. Gene Ontology annotation, biological process: oligopeptide transport; transmembrane transport. Gene Ontology annotation, molecular function: transmembrane transporter activity.
AUGGGUAGUAGGGAAAUCAGAUCGCCUGUAGAUCACGACCUCGAAACAUCCACUCCUAAGCAGGGAAUGGACUGGAGUAGAACUAAUUCCGACACAUCUAAGAGAAAGAAGCUUGGAAACUAUUUCAUGGAGUCGGAUGACAGACGAAGAGCACUUGGUGGAGAUUAUACUGUGGGGAGUACACCGGUUAACAUCCACAGAAAACCUAUGUCUCACACUGAUCUCUCAAAGACAGGCGGUUGGGGUGCAGCCUUCUUCAUUUUUGGAAAUGAGAUGGCUGAGAGAAUGGCAUACUUUGGUCUAUCUGUAAACAUGGUGGCUUUUAUGUUCUAUGUUAUGCAUCGGCCCUUCUCGAGUUCAGCCAAUGCUGUUAACAUCUUCCUGGGAAUAUCACAAGUGUCAUCUGUACUCGGUGGCUUUAUAGCAGAUGCCUAUCUCGGUCGAUAUUGGACUAUUGCAAUCUUUACAACUAUCUAUCUUAUGGGGUUGACAGGGAUAACAUUAUGUGCAACAAUGAAGUUGUUUGUGCCAAACCAAGAGCAAUGUGAUCAGAUAGCACUACUUCUAGGGACCUGUGAGCCUGCAAAGCCAUGGCAGAUGCUUUACCUCAACACGGUUCUCUAUAUAACAGGGUUUGGAGCAGCAGGUAUAAGGCCCUGUGUCUCUUCUUUCGGAGCCGAUCAAUUUGAUGAAAGUAGUAGAGAUUACAAGGCUCACUUGGACAAGUUCUUCAAUGUGUUCUACCUGUCUGUCACUGUUGGGGCUAUCGUAGCAUUCACUGCAAUCGUCUAUAUUCAGAUUCAACAUGGCUGGGGAUCUGCAUUUGGUUCAUUAGCCUUGGGCAUGGGUAUCUCUAAUGUACUAUUCUUUAUUGGCACUCCUACUUACAGGCAUAGAUUGCCUGGGGGAAGCCCUUUGACACGUAUUGCACAAGUUCUGGUUGCAGCCUUCCGAAAAAGAAACGCUUCUUUCUCUAGCAGUGAGAUGAUUGGCCUUCAUGAGCUUCCAGGAAAAAGAUCUGCCAUUAAGGGUAGUGCGAAAAUUGCUCACACUGAUGAUUUCAGAUAUUUGGACAAAGCAGCCCUUAAGUUGCCAGAAGAUGGCCCAGAUCCCAGCCCUUGGAGGCUCUGUACAGUUACCCAAGUGGAGGAAGUCAAAAUCCUGAUAAAGCUAUUACCUAUACCAGCCAGUACCAUCAUGUUGAGUCUAAUCUUAACGGAAUUCCUAACUCUAUCCGUCCAACAAGCAUACACUUUAAACACCCACAUAGGUCAUCUUAAGGUCCCGGUAACCUGCAUGCCUGUAUUUCCUGCCCUAAGCAUCUUCCUUGUGCUCUCCCUUUAUUACUACAUAUUUGUCCCUAUAUCAAGACGCAUCACAGGACAUCCUCAUGGAGCCUCUCAGCUUCAAAGGGUAGGCAUUGGCAUGGGAAUAUCUAUUCUCUCAGUUGCAUGGGCAGGGGUUUUUGAGAGGUUCAGGAGAAAUUAUGCCAUUAGCCAUGAAUAUGAGGCUAGCUUUCUCACCCCGAUGCCGGAACUAAGUGCAUUUUGGCUGCUAAUCCAAUACUGCCUCAUUGGCAUUGCUGAAGUCUUCUGCAUUGUCGGAUUGCUGGAAUUCUUAUAUGAGGAAGCACCUGAUGCCAUGAGAAGCAUAGGAUCUGCCUAUGCAGCUGUUGCAGGGGGCUUGGGUUGCUUUGCGGCAACAGUUUUGAACAAUAUUAUUAAAUCUGCCACAGUAGAUGAUGAAAAACGACGCCCUUCAUGGUUAUCCCAGAAUAUCAAUACUGGCAGAUUUGAUUAUCUUUACUGGCUUCUUACUGGACUCAGUAUCAUCAAUUUCUGUGGUUUCCUAUAUGCAGCACGCAGAUACAGAUACAGAACAGUCCAAACGGGACAAUGAUGGAUGAAAGGAGCAUCCAUAGCUAGCCCUAUAUCUUAGAACGACUUUACUUUUGUUACAUCAGCUUAGUUUGAAAGUAAAAUUUUCAAUUAUUCUGAAUCAAGUAAAUGAUUUAAUUA